This is a messenger RNA of Papaver somniferum (opium poppy), 1459 nucleotides long. RefSeq names its product tropinone reductase homolog At5g06060-like. Gene Ontology annotation, molecular function: oxidoreductase activity. Bases 97 to 729 code for a protein of 210 amino acids. NCBI's taxonomy places the organism in Eukaryota, Viridiplantae, Streptophyta, Magnoliopsida, Ranunculales, Papaveraceae. The record is from RefSeq and is a predicted model, not a curated record. The transcript has 4 exons.
AGAUGUUGGAUUUAAAUGAUUCAUGAAUUGAUUGAUCUUCUUCACCCAUUUGAUUUAUUUUCUGAAUAAUUGCAGAGAAAAAUAACAUAGAAAACCAUGACAAGCAGUAACACAGUUAUCUCAGGGAGAUGGUCUCUCAAGGGAAUGACUGCUCUUGUGACUGGCGGUACCAGAGGGAUUGGACAUGCCAUAGUAGAGGAGUUAGCUGAACUAGGAGCAACAGUUCACACUACGGCUAGGAACGAAGACGGUAUCAAAAACUGCUUGAAAGAUUGGCAGGAAAAAGGUUAUAAAGUUACCGCUUCAGUCUGUGAUGUUUCAGUUCCGGCUGAAAGAAAGAAACUAAUAGAAACUGUAUCCGGUGUAGUUGAUGCCAAGCUCGAUAUACUUGUGAACAAUGUUGGGACAGGUGUGUUCAAAGAAAGCGUGGAUUACACCGAUGAGGAUCAUACUAGAACCUUUGCAACUACGUUUGAUUCUGGUUAUGGUCUAUCAAUACUUGCACACCCUUUGUUAAAAGCAUCUGGUUCGGGGAGUAUAGUUUUCAUUUCCUCUGUUGCUGGAGUCGUCGCUAUACCGUUGCUUUCAAACUAUUCAGCUUUUAAAGGAGCGAUCAAUCAAGUAACCAAGAAUUUCGCCUGCGAGUGGGCCAAAGACAAGAUUCGAGUCAACUGUGUUGCACCAUGGGUUAUCAGAACCCCUAAGCUCCAAACGUCCAUGUACAAGUAGAUCAAAUUCAACAAGCUAUACCUGUUCGAUGGGUGGAGUUCUGGUGAGCCAUGGCGCCACGGAAUUGACACGAAUCUUGUCUUUGUCCCAUUCACAGGCGAAAUUCUUUGUAAUUUGAUUUAGACUGCUUCAGUCUUCUAUAUUUGUCCGAAUGAAUUGUACCUUUGCAAGCUGAAUAAUUGCAUAACAUAGGUAAAGCAACGACUCCGGCAACAGAGGAAAUGAAAACAAUGCUUCCUGAACCAGAUGCUUUCAAGAGAGGGUGCGCAAGUGUUGACAAAUGGUAAGCAGAUUCAAAGGUUGUUGCCAUGACUUUUGUAUGAUCCUCAGCAGUGAAGUCCAAGGUAUUUUUAAAUAUGUAUAAAAGAGCUUCAUCUGUGUAAUAGUUUCAAUUUUUCAAAUCACGCAUACUCACUAGCUACGGCCGGUUGAGUCAACUUACAAGGAUGUUGAGCUUUCCGCCAAAAACAGUAGAAACUGUUUACAUCAACUCCUCACGGUCAGCUGGAACAGAAACAUCACAAACUGACCCAGUAACUUGAUAACCUUUUGCCUCCCAGUCUUUCAAGCAGUUACCGAUGUCGCCUUUGGUCCGGGCACAAAUAUGAAUUGUUGCACCUAGCCCAGCUAAUUCCUCUACAAUAGCAUGCCUGUUCAUUAUACAAAGAGUGAACAUUUGAAAAUUUCAACUCUAAGCAGGAAAAAAAAAAAAAAAAAAAAAAAAAAAAAA